Leptidea sinapis is the source of this 1537-nucleotide messenger RNA. RefSeq names its product tyrosine aminotransferase (gene Tat). The transcript is spliced from 5 exons. The record is from RefSeq and is a predicted model, not a curated record. The coding region runs from base 120 to 1445 and encodes 441 amino acids. NCBI's taxonomy places the organism in Eukaryota, Metazoa, Arthropoda, Insecta, Lepidoptera, Pieridae. Gene Ontology annotation, molecular function: L-tyrosine:2-oxoglutarate transaminase activity; pyridoxal phosphate binding. Gene Ontology annotation, biological process: aromatic amino acid metabolic process; biosynthetic process.
GACUAGGGAACUGGUGAUCGUCAAACGUUUUCAUACAAAAGUAAGGUGUGUCAGAAGCGAGACAUUAUUCUUAAUUGAAGCGUUGACGCUGUUUUCGAUUCAGGUCCAGGUUUGUGCCCAUGUCGCGAGAGAGACAAGAGAAGAAAGAGUGGGACGUCCGGGCAUCCACGCUAGCCCGUAACACUCACAACACUAUCAGGAACAUUGUGGAAUGCUUAAAGGUUGAGCCGAAUCCGCAAAAAGAAUUAAUUGCUCUAUCAAUAGGUGACCCGACGAUUUUUGGAAAUCUUAAUCCACCCGAACAAGUAAUACAAGCUAUUAAAGAUAGCGCCGACCUACACACUAGUCGAGGCUAUGUUGCUGCUAAAGGACUUUUAGAAGCUAGAGAAGCUGUAGCGGAGUACAGCGCGCACCAAGGCGAUAUCAGUCCUGAAGAUGUCUUCCUGUCGAGUGGUUGUUCACACGCCAUUGAGCUUGCGAUCACCGCGCUGGCAGAUUCUGGACAGAACAUACUUGUUCCUCGACCAGGAUUUAUGAUAUAUCGUACUUUGGCCCAUGGAUUGGGAAUUGAGCUCAAAUACUACAACCUUUUGCCAGAAGAGCAGUGGAAAGUUGAUCUAGAUGACCUGGAGAGUCAGAUAAAUUACAAUACGGCAGCUAUUGUUGUCAUCAAUCCGUCUAAUCCUUGUGGAUCUGUGUACGAUAAAGAACACCUGAGUGAAAUAUUAGACAUUGCUUCGAGGAACUGUGUGCCUAUAAUAGCCGAUGAAAUAUAUGAACAUUUUGUAUUUUCUGGACACACAUACACUGCUAUAUCGUCUAUAUCUAAAGAUGUUCCUGUUCUCACAUGUGGGGGAUUGACAAAAAGAUUUCUAGUUCCGGGAUGGCGGAUGGGAUGGGUAAUCCUUCACGAUCGUCAUAAUAUUUUAGAAAAGGAGGUACGGAAGGGACUCAAUAAUUUAUCUACAAGGAUUCUAGGACCAAGCACCUUGAUACAAAGAGCACUGCCAUCAAUACUUAAGUACACGCCACAAAGUUUCUUCGAUGAAGUGCUUUUAUUUAUUGAGAACCAAGCAAAACUAGCGUACGAUGAACUGCGGCGAGCUCCUGGCCUAAAGCCGAUUAUGCCGCAAGGUGCAAUGUACAUGAUGAUUGAAUUAAAAAUGGCUUUGUUCCCUGAAUUUAAAAAUGAAUUCCAAUUCGUUGAACAGUUAGUGACGGAACAGUCUGUAUUCUGCUUACCUGGUAAAUGUUUUGAGUAUCCCAACUACAUGAGGAUUGUAUUGACAGUUCCUGAAGAAAUUUUACGAGAAGCUUGCCAGAGAAUUACAUUAUUCUGUACCGAACACGUGACUUACGAGAACAGAAAGGAAAAAGAAAAUGCAGAUAUAGCAGCCACAAACGAAAUUCCAAUUAUAAACAUAAACUUAUCACGUUUACCAUGAUAAACUAGAUUUAUUUUAAAUAAAUUUAUUAUUUGUUAAACUAUUACUUAGUCAAAUAUCUAAUAAAAUAUUACAUGUUUAAUACACACCUA